UGCGUUCUGUUAUUUUAUGACGUGUGGUAGUCGUGGUUACACUGUUAAAUUUGAUAAUCACGAAAAAAUGGAUUGUUUUUCGGACGACAUGGGUUCAGCAGACAUGGAGAAUCUAAAGGGGCUCUCGCUGCGAGACCAGAGACUUCGUAUUGAACAACUAGAGAAAUUGAACCAGUCCGAAUACAAUGCCGCAAGGGACAUCUUGGAAAAUGAGCAAAAACCCCCCUGCGCUGCUAAGAUAUUGGCCAAUUAUCUGCCCAACACAAGGCCGGGCCUCCAGAACAUCGUGGAGAAGCAACAGCGUCAAUUGUGCACCCUGAUUGAGCAGCACAAUGGCUUGCAGUACACACUUCGGCUGAGAAAAUCCCAACUGCUGCAGAUGGAGCAGACCAUGGACAGUCUAGAGCUGGACAACAAUCCUGAUGGUGAUGAGCGACAUUAUGAUCAGCAUGUUCGGCAGCUGGAAAACUGCCUUGAGAAAAUGAGUAUCAAGAUCACUGAGGCAGCAAAUAUCCACAACACAUACCUUCAAGUGCAAGAGCACCUACACCGAGAGGUGAGGGAGAUGCCCCACGUCUUAGAGAAACUGCAGUCCACUGUGAUCUGUGGCCAGACGGAGCUCAGUAAAGUGGCCCAGAUGUCCCAGGCAGCCGUAGCUGCAGUGGAGAGCACUAAGGGGAUGCUGGUCCAGCUGGAGAGACAGCUGAUGAUGGAGCAUUGGGAAAUAGAGAAGCAGCUGAACAACAAGCUGCUGGAGAAAGAGAGGGAGGUGGAGGCGCGGAUGGACCGGGAGAAGGACACGGACAGGCGCAUCAGCCGUGGUCCACAGAAACUGAAGGAACAGAGGAAGUCAGUCAUACCCAAAGAUGGUCUCACUGACAUCACUGAGCCUACUGUCGUGCGAGUGGCCCAUCAGUCGGCUACUCAGCCCAAUGCACAGCAGUCCACUGUGAAGAUAGUUAAAGACAUGGAUGACCUAAAGGAGGCCCUCAGCUGUACUGAACUGCAGGAGCUGGAGGGCCGGCUGGUGUCCCAGAGGGCCACGCGCCAGCAGCUGCACACCCAGAUGACACAGUGUGAGGAGCUGCUGGCCCAGCAGCAGGAGGCCCUGGUGGCACUGGAGCUGCAGUACGCCCAGAGCAAGUUCAACCCUGGGCCCAGCAGCGAAAGAUUUGAGCAGAUGCAGACAGAGCUGUGUGCAGAGCUGGAGUGGGAGACCCAGCGCUGCCAGGAGUGGGAGGUGCUCCUGGCCAAGGCCAGAGCCGUGAUGCAGGGCGUGGAGCAGGGUGUCAACAACCUCUUCUACCGCAUCACCUGCCUGCCCGCCACUAAGGACGUGGCGGCGACCGAGGCUGGCCUGGACGCCGUGGAGAAGCUGCAGGAGAUCGACAGCCGCCUGACCUCACUGCCGGACGUGGAGCUGGAGAAGAGCGAGGAAGGCGGCGCCAGCGACAAGCUGUGGACGUUCCUUGUCCAGAGCACCAUGAUGGAGCCACGCAACUGCAAGCAAGCCAGCUGCCCUACCUACAACAGCAACUCAGAAGACACCUUCCAGUUCCGCAGUCAGGAAGAUGACUACUCCCUUAGUCGCGAUGAGAUCAAGCGAUGCAACAAGCAGCUUAUUGAGGCCCACCAGCCCAAUAAGAAAGCCAACAAGGGCCCCAAGAAGAGCUAAACGCUCAGGCCCACUCGGAGGGGUCGUGUGGAGGCAUGGGAGAGUGUAUCGCAAGAGUCCCAAGACAGCCAGAGGAGCUCUACGUAAAGCCCAAAGAAAAUAAACAGGCCAAUGCUAUCA
Molecule: messenger RNA, 1795 nt
Organism: Alosa sapidissima (American shad)
Lineage: Eukaryota; Metazoa; Chordata; Actinopteri; Clupeiformes; Clupeidae
Product: coiled-coil domain-containing protein 183-like
Exons: 13
Coding region: 17-1675 (552 amino acids)
Source: RefSeq, a predicted model, not a curated record